This is a messenger RNA of Epinephelus fuscoguttatus (brown-marbled grouper), 2142 nucleotides long. RefSeq names its product 3-hydroxymethyl-3-methylglutaryl-CoA lyase-like 1 (gene hmgcll1). NCBI's taxonomy places the organism in Eukaryota, Metazoa, Chordata, Actinopteri, Perciformes, Serranidae. The coding region runs from base 300 to 1310 and encodes 336 amino acids. The transcript has 10 exons. The record is from RefSeq and is a predicted model, not a curated record. Gene Ontology annotation, biological process: L-leucine catabolic process; ketone body biosynthetic process. Gene Ontology annotation, molecular function: hydroxymethylglutaryl-CoA lyase activity.
GGGGAGCUGUGGAAAGUUGGCUCAGAGCGGCAGCCUUCCUGAAGAAACUGUAAGCCUCCAUCCCCCCAACCCCUCUGUUUUGGUCCCCUCCCAGGUAGGGAUGUGGUUGCCACGGCAACUGCUGAAUCAUCCUCCACCAUCCGCGGCCAUCCUCUGAUUCCAUCUCCCCACGCAGCCAAGCCCAGGCCUGCAUUAGCAUACUGAUCUGAUGCUUCCAUUUGCUGUAUUAGCUGCAGCAGCCUGUGCAGGAUCGUCUCGUAGGACGCAGAGGUGCAGCGGGCUGAACGGCAGUCAUUCGGAUGGGUAACGUACCCUCUACAGUGAAGCACUGCCUGAGCUAUGAGCAACUCAUCCAGGACUACCCAUGGCUGAAACGCUGGCUGCUGGAGGAGAAGAGUGUUGCAGGACACGAGUAUCCAGAGUUUGUCAAAGUAGUUGAAGUUGGGCCGAGAGAUGGACUUCAGAAUGAAAAGGAAAUUGUUCCGACAGAGGUGAAAAUCCAGCUGAUAGACAUGCUCUCAGGAACAGGCCUGCCUGUGAUCGAGGCCACCAGCUUUGUGUCUUCAAAGUGGGUACCGCAGAUGGCAGACCACACUGAUGUACUCAAAGGAAUCCAGAGGGUGCCUCAUGUUCAGUACCCUGUUUUGACACCUAACAUGCAAGGCUUCCAGGACGCUGUUGCAGCUGGUGCUACUGAAGUGGCGGUGUUUGGGUCAGCGUCUGAAAGCUUCAGUAAAAAAAAUAUUAACUGCUCUAUUGAUGAAAGCAUGCUGAGGUUUGAGGAAGUCAUUAACACUGCCAAGGAGCGACAAAUUCCAGUCCGUGGAUAUGUUUCUUGUGCCCUUGGAUGCCCCCACGAGGGACACAUUGAACCUUCCAAAGUUGCUGAGGUGGCAAAGAGGUUAUAUAAAUUAGGCUGCUAUGAGAUUUCCCUGGGGGAUACCAUCGGUGUUGGUACUCCAGGUUCCAUGUUAAAGAUGCUGGAGAGUGUGAUGAAGGAGGUGCCCUCCAGCGCUUUAGCAGUUCACUGCCAUGACACUUAUGGGCAAGCACUGCCCAACAUCCUGACUGCACUUCAGAUGGGGGUCUGUGUGGUGGACUCUGCAGUAGCUGGUCUGGGAGGUUGCCCAUACGCUCAGGGUUCAUCUGGCAAUGUUUCAACAGAGGAUGUUCUCUAUAUGCUCCACGGCAUGGGCAUCCAAACUGGUGUGAACCUUGCCAAAGUCAUCGAGGCUGGUGACUUCAUCUGCAGUGCUUUGCAUCGCAAGACAAACUCCAAGGUUGCUCAGGCAAUCUGCAGAGCUCUGUGAUCUGUUUCCUUAAAGGAAUAUAUUUAAAUAUAUGACUCUGCUCCCUCUAAAGUGCUUCCCCUGCUGUUGCUGCCUUCGGAUUUGUUGCCUAUGCUUCUGUAUUUCAAGUGAAUUGUUCCUUUUUUUAAGCUGUCAGGAGGUGUCUCUUUGAAAUAAUCUGAAAAAUUAUAAGAGGAUUUCAAUGCUGUUUACUUUCCUACCUUUCUGUUCAUUUCUACAUCCUGUGACUUGAAGGAAAAAGGACUCAAAGGACCAUUAUGAUCAAAUGAAUCAUCGUUUUAUGUGAUAUUCUGGUCGUCUUAUUUUCUCUGCAUGGUUGUAAAUUACUAAAACAAACUAUAAAGAAAAGCAUUUAUUUGUGAUAAAUGUCCAGAUUGAUGACUUGAUGGGUCAUAAAUACUUACUGGCCUUUUUAAAAGCUGAUUUAUCCACCUCUAUAACUUUCUCAUGUUUAUUUGACUCAGACAAACCAAGUUAAACUUAGUCACUUUUAUUACUGUGGGGUAGCUCAGAGGCCUUGUGAAAUAAAGUAACAUUGUAAGUGUAGUCUGUUUUGGCAACUCUCUGAACUCAAUUUAUUUGCACGACAGGCGCGGUAAACAGUGAAAAGAAAAAGCUUCAUGCUUUGACUAUCUUUAAAUGCACUUUACUCCUCUGAAAAUCUUUAAGCUUUUCCUACUCCUUUGAACUACUGCAAAAAUAACAAUUUAAAAGCCAGCUCCGAAAAGUUUUUACCCUCAGGUUUGCCAAAGAUCACUUGAGAAGUGCCCCUUGAUCAUGGGAGGACUGUCAAAUGUACUUUUAUCCUGUCAGUGUGUGUUUAUAUUAUACU